AUGUACAUCCCGCCAUCCGACCCGCGAAGACCAGCCAAGGUGACGGCCGGCCAGCUCUGCGAGCUGUGCCACGCGCGCAAGGCGCUGGUAAAGCGCCCCAAGAACUUGCAGAAAGUCUGUAAACUGUGCUUCUUCCAUGUAUUCGAAACCGAAAUCCACAAUACCAUUAUGGAGAACAAGCUAUUCCAGCGCGGGGAGCGGGUGGCAGUUGGCGCGUCCGGUGGGAAAGACUCCACGGUGCUUGCGUACAUAUUGAAGCUGCUCAACGAAAGACACGACUAUGGUCUCGAGAUUGUGCUUCUGAGCAUCGACGAGGGCAUUGUGGGCUACCGAGACGAUUCGCUAGCUACUGUGAAGCGCAACCAGGAGCAAUACGGGUUGCCCCUGAAGAUUGUGUCCUACAAGGACCUCUACGACUGGACGAUGGACGAAAUAGUUGCCUGCGCCGGGAUGCGCAACAGCUGCACCUACUGCGGCGUCUUUCGACGCCAGGCGCUUGAUCGCGGCGCGGCAAUGCUUGACAUCCAUCAUGUUGUGACGGGCCAUAACGCGGACGACAUGGCCGAGACGGUGCUCAUGAACAUCCUGCGCGGCGACGUUGCGCGACUCGAGAAAUCAACCGCCAUUCUCACCCAGAGCAGCGGCUCGCCGGUCAAGCGUUCCAAGCCGUUCAAGUAUGCAUACCAGAAGGAAAUCGUGCUCUACGCGCACUACAAAAAGCUCGACUACUUUUCGACCGAGUGCUCUUAUGCUCCCGAGGCCUUCCGAGGCACAGCCCGCGAGCUCAUGAAGAACCUCGAGGCUGUGAGACCCAGCUGUAUCAUCGACAUCAUACAUAGCGGCGAGGCUCUGCGCUUGCGCCCGCGCCCCAAGAAACGUGCCCCGCCACCGGGCAGUGUUGAGAUCCGCGCCGAUGGCUCGGCCUCUCUGUUCCGCAACGAGGGCUUUGUCGACGGGAACCGCUGCGAGCGUUGCGGCUAUCUAUCCAGCAACCGAAUCUGCAAGGCCUGCAUGUUGCUAGAGGGACUGGAAAAGAACCGCGCCCGUGUGCAGAUAGCGGACGACACCUCUACAGAAGGUGCUGCAAGGCUCACCAGGACCCUGGAGAAGUUACAUUUCUAG
This is a messenger RNA of Eremothecium gossypii ATCC 10895, 1122 nucleotides long. RefSeq names its product Ncs6p (gene NCS6). Gene Ontology annotation, cellular component: cytosolic tRNA wobble base thiouridylase complex; mitochondrion. NCBI's taxonomy places the organism in Eukaryota, Fungi, Ascomycota, Saccharomycetes, Saccharomycetales, Saccharomycetaceae. Bases 1 to 1122 code for a protein of 373 amino acids. Gene Ontology annotation, biological process: tRNA wobble position uridine thiolation. The record is from RefSeq and is marked provisional. The transcript has a single exon. Gene Ontology annotation, molecular function: tRNA binding.